Molecule: messenger RNA, 5016 nt
Organism: Siniperca chuatsi (mandarin fish)
Lineage: Eukaryota; Metazoa; Chordata; Actinopteri; Centrarchiformes; Sinipercidae
Product: myotubularin-related protein 7-like
Exons: 14
Coding region: 455-2170 (571 amino acids)
Biological process (GO): dephosphorylation
Molecular function (GO): phosphatase activity
Source: RefSeq, a predicted model, not a curated record
UACCGUAAAACCACGACUAGACGCGCAUUAAAAUCCAAGCCGCUGCUGGCUUAAUCGGGUUUUAGCAAGCGACAGCUCAGUUGACCGCAGCCUUGCGCUGGCGCGUGAUGACUUGUAUUUUACUAUCGUUAACGUGACAGUGGUGUAGGAACGUUACGCAGUAGCUCAGCUGCUAGGAGCGCCAUCACUAUCUAUCGGAGACAGACACAGAGGCAGCUCAGGUGCCGUUAACGACGGGCACUGGUAGUAUAGAAUCCUUUCUCUUCGAGUUUAAUCGAACAAACCCAGGAUACAGAGGGAAGGAAAUCAUGGGAAAUAUUCCAGGGCAGGUCUGGAACAGCAGCCACGGAGAAUACAGCUCAUUUGCUGACGUGAAACAGGGAAUAUAACAGCUGACGGUAAAAACCACAAAACACGCACUCUUUCUCCAUCUCCACCAUUUUGGUUGUCAGUGAUGGAGCACAUCCGGACGCCCAAGGUGGAGAAUGUGCGGUUCCUGGACCGGUCGUCGGGCCAGAGAAAGGCCAGCAUUGGGACUCUCUACCUCUCUGCCACACACACCAUCUUUGUAGAGAACAACCCCGAGACACGCAAGGAGACAUGGGUGUUGCACAGCAUGGUGAGCAGUGUGGAGAGGCCACCCACCAUCCCCGCCGGAAGUCAGCUGAUCCUCCGAUGUAAGGACUUCCGGGUCUUCCAGAUCCUCAUUCCGCAGGAAAGAGACUGUUUGGACAUUCACACCUCAUUGGUCAGGUUGUCACGACCAGAGAAGUACAGUGAGCUGUACUGCCUGUCUUUUAAUCCCAAUGUGAACAAAGAGGAGAGAGAAGAGUCAUGGAACUUCAUAGACCUCAUGGCCGACUACAAGAGAAUGGGAGUUCCAAAUAACCUGUGGGUCGCUACAGCGGCCAACAGCGAAUACAGGGUGUGCGAUACGUACCCAUCAGAGCUGUUUGUUCCAAAGUCGGCCACACCCACCAUCAUCAUGGGCAGCUCAAGGUUCAGGAGUCGAGGACGAUUUCCUGCUCUGUCUUACUUCCACCAGGACACACUGGCAGCAGUGUGCCGGUGUAGUCAGCCACUGUCAGGCUUCAGUGGACGCUGUCAGGAGGAUGAGAUGAUGCUGCUGGCUGUGAUGAAGUCCAACCCUGGCAGUGACUACAUGUAUGUGGUGGACACCAGGCCCAAGCUGAACGCCAUGGCAAAUCGAGCAGCAGGUAAAGGCUAUGAGAAUGAGGACCACUACACCAACAUCAAGUUGCAGUUCAUUGGCAUCGAAAACAUUCAUGUAAUGAGGAACAGCCAGCAGAAAAUCAUCGACGUUGGCGAGAUGAGAUCUCCAUCCAUGACUGACUUCCUGUGGGGUCUGGAGAACUCUGGUUGGCUCAAACACAUUAAAGCCAUACUGGAUGCCGGGGUCUUCAUAGCCAGGGCAGUUGCUGAUGAAGGUGUCAAUGUGUUGGUUCACUGUUCAGAUGGCUGGGACAGGACGGCCCAGGCCUGCUCUGUAGCCAGUAUACUGUUGGACCCAUUCUACAGAACCAUCAAAGGACUCAUGGUGCUGAUAGAGAGAGACUGGGUUUCCUUCGGACACAAAUUCUCCCACAGGUACGCCCACCUGGAUGGAGAUCCUAAAGAGGUGUCUCCUGUCAUCGAUCAGUUCCUGGAGUGUGUGUGGCAGCUGUCUGAGCAGUUCCCAUGUGCCUUUGAGUUCAAUGAACGCUUCCUCAUCACCAUACGCACACACGUCUACUCCUGUCAGUAUGGGACCUUUCUGGGAAACUGCCAGAAGGAGAGCAGGGAUAUGAGGCUUCGUGAGCAGAGUCAUUCUUUGUGGCCUCAGCUGUGGAAGGAUAGAGCCGAGUACACCAACCCUCUGUACAAAGCUGAGCUGAGCCAGAGUCAAGGUGUCCUGAGACCAAACACUACCCCCUACUGCUUCAAAAUGUGGAAGGGACUCUAUAACCACGUGGAGAAAUCAACACCUCCUCGCCAGUCACCUGCUGACUUCCUGUCUGCCAUGAGGGAGGAAUCCCAGCAGCUGGAGGGGGAGCUCACCAAUCACCAGGAGGUACCGCCAGGAGGAACCGCCCACCACCACCACCAACCGGGCUCCAGACAAGAGGAUAGCAGCCCUGACAGGGAAACCAAUCACGUGGGAGAAGAUUGAGGUUCCGAGGAGGACUAGCCACCUGCGGCAGAGACAUUGCAGGCCGGACCCAACCACCACUUACACAGACCCAAUCACCAGCCCUGCACCGGUCAACGGUCAUGCACUCUCCUCUGAACCAGUCAAUCAGAAGGCUCAGACCAAGGACCCCACUCUCACCCUGUGUCUAGGGCUGCACACCCAUCUCAAGAGUCACGACCCAGAUGGCCUCUCCACCUGCAGCGACCUGGAGUCGGGCGUGGCUGACCUCAGCAGCCGCUCAUCCAGCAGCGGGGAGGACGGCAAAGACCCGUACUCAGAUGAGGCUGCCUUUACUACCGCCUGACUGGAAAAAGAGAACCCUGCUGAGGUGAAAGAGGAAAUCACCGUUCAUACAGUAGAUCCCCAAACAUAUUUAUUCACACCUGGAGGGGAGUAGAGGCAGACGGCUACUUAUUGACUGAAAGCCAGUUGGAUUGUUUCUCUUUCUUUCUAGGAGAUAACUGUAGUUUGUCUCAUUCCUUCUUGGUCUAAGGGUAGUCACAGUGAAUUAGGGAGAAACCUUGGCUGUUUAUCAGUUCACCUUUUUGACAAAGGCACUAACAGACUCAUUUCAAUUUUUGUUGCAGAAGGCCAGAAAGGCUGUUUUUAAUAUGUGGAUGCAGUUUUUAGGUGGGCUCAAUUACUGUCAUAUGUACUUUGUUUAAGGAAUGCAUUAUUACUACUGUGUGAUGGACAGAUGUUACAUGGUACCAGCCUCAAAUACUGUACGACACCUGCUUGAUGAGGGCAGUGAAAAAAAUCUGAUCUGAUGAAACACUUUUCCUUUUCAGAGUAGAACACACUCACUAAACAAACGUGUGUCCAUGUGUUUCAUGUAAUUUCUUCAACACUUCUAAAUCUAAAAAAUAAUUAGCAAAAUGAUGGAAGAUUUACUGAAUUAUUUAUUUACAUCCAAUCUUCUUUCUUCUUCAGUGUAAAAUAAUAUGCAUUAUGAUAAUAGUUUUUCCUCUGAGGUAUUUCUUUGUAGGGCCAGCAGAUUUUAACUUUAGACACACUGGAAGCAGCAGAUACAUGUGCUCAAAAACUGACCUGCUGUUAGUAACGUCAUAUCUCCUUGAGAUAUAACAUACCUAUUCCACAGUCUGGACCAAGUUAGGUCUGAGGGUCUACUAGUAAAGUACUAUAACCCAGUAAUAAUACAAUUAGAAGCUGAUUCAGAGUCACAUAAAUAUUACUUCUCUUGAAAAUGAUCUUAUUUGUUCAUGUAGAGGAAAGCAGAUUAAUGUUUCCAGUGAGUUUGAGGGUCUUUAGAUGUGGGCGGUCUUCAGCCUGAUCAGCCCUCCAGCAUCCCAUUUGAAGCUUUAUUGCUGAAUGGAAGAAGGGAAAUCAACUAGUGUUGCUGCCAGGGAAAAUGUAAAAUAUUCUAUUAUGUAGUACACACUGAGAGGCCAAUGAGCAACAGCCUAAAUCUGCUCAGUUUCUUCCCUGACCUUAGAUGAAGCCUUGUCUUCUAUUGUCAAGUCUUAAAUGAUUUCUUCCUAACUUUCCAAAACUAUCACUCCAGAAAACAAAAAUCUGCCAUUACAGUUUUGAGAGUUUGAAUAAAACAUUAGUUUAGUUCAGAAACCAGUGUUCAAAGAUUACAUCUUAAAAUGAAAAAUGUGGAUCCUCCAAAGGCUCUUUUUAAAAAGCCCAGUUUGCUCUCUAAGCCAUGAUGGAGAUAAAGGAAAAGUAUAACAGGAAGAGAAUGUCACAGAUUUACAGUCUGAAAGGAGAUUUCUUGAACCAGUUUGAACUAUUGGUCAUUACCAGGAAUAAGAAUCAACAACAAAAUAUGAAUGAUAUUUAUGUUUACAACAAAUGCUGGAAUACAUUAUUUUCUUGUCUUUUUGUGUGCAGUAUAUUAUUUUAAAGCCAUUUCUUUUGUUAUGUUUCAGUGUACUGAAUAACAUUCUAUAAGGACCUGAUAUCCACACUGGUGUAAUAAUAUUUAUCCUCAGACCAACUGAGUCCUUCAGAUGAGAAAGUAUCAUGAAAUCAAAUCAAGUUUGACAGAUCAUUUAUGUUUCAAAUGUCAUUAUAUAGACUAUGUUUGACUGGUCUGUAACUUUUUACAUUCCCACAUUCAAAACUUUGUUUCAUGGUCUCUCCACAGUCCAGAGGUAUAGCUCUGUGUAAGUGCAUUCUGCUGCAUUGUAAUCUUAAGAGUUGACCUAUUGGCGCACAUUGUUAUGUUAGUGUAUUUAAAGCUUACAGUGGAAACCUACUGUUGCUCCAGAUGAACAUGUACUCCUUUAAUGUGGGUGGACAAACAUGUUAACUGAGUAGUGGAUCUUAAAGCUACGGACAGGACGGUGUAUUCACUGCUGAGCAGUGAGGGCCACCUGUGGGAUCGGAGAAAGGUGACCAAAUAUUUUAGUACAGAUAUUGUCAUGUAAUCUAAUCUUAACCAUGUCUUGGAAAUCAUAUAUAUACACUUGACAUUCAUACAGCCAGAAAGAGAAAAGAUUUUGCCCUCUUUCAAUUGCUAUAUUUUUUAAAGUUUCUCUAUUUAAAGCUGUGGAGCACUUUGGCUUACACACCUGCAUUCAAUUGGGAUAAAAAAAACAAAAAAACUGAAUAUUCAUUGGCCUGGCAGGUGUGCCAACAUGCAGAUAUAAGAAGGUAAAGAACGUCACCCAGUGUGUGAUGAUAAAUGUCACCGUGCGGCUGUGUGUAACACUGAAUCUAAUGAGCCAUAAGUCCUGGGAUCUCCUCUCCUUAACUUGUAGUGUAUGUCACUGUAGCCUGUGGCGUGUUUGUGUGUGUGUGUUCUGUAUCAAUUGAUGUAAGUUAUCUAAUCAAUAAAAGCACUGUUAAAAAGG